CCCCCCCCCCCCCCAAUAGCCGCUCCUCCGCCCACGUCUUCAAUUCAUUCCACAGCACCGCACCAGACUCGAUUCGGGGGAUCGAAUGAGUAUUAUUUCGGUCCUCACCUCUUCCGACUUCCCACCGAUACGUUCCACAGGCGUUCGACCGGGUUCCUGACUAUAUUGCCUAGCCGUCCAGACGGCGCGGUGCCGAUGAUCAAAUCCCGACGCUUGAAUACACCAUGAAGCUGACAUGAUACCACAUCCCUCCGCCGGCGUCCAGCCAUGGGGCCGUUCCGUGCGCGCCCUCAAUAACGGCUCAGGACGCGUUGAUGCGUCUCAAACUUUGGGUCAACCCGAACCUCAGUUGGAGAAGUUGUCAAUGCCCAUGCCGCAAUCGCUACCCCGACAGCCGGCAGUGGUCGACCUCACAACCAACCCCAGCGAUUCCCAGGAACGCGAACCCCCCACUAAAAGGCUCAAAGUAGAUGCGCCUUCAGGAUCAUGUCCGGUUGAGGGGAGUCCAGCGCCUGGGAGUGGAGGAGAAGCGAGAAGCACCCCAGGCACCCAAAGCUCAAAACCGAAUCCGCUUUCCUGGCGUGGACGGCCUGUAUGGUCAUUUCAGGCCUUGGUUUCAGAAACCACUGGAGCUGCGGAGGCGAAAGACGGUGAUGCUACUUCGCAAGGCAAGAAUCCUGCAUCACCGCCUCCUUUACCUCUUGUCCCUUGGAAGUAUACUCCGCAGGAACCCUCCGGAAGCAACAGUACAAGACCUCCAGAUAUUGCACCUACAAAGGAAGUGCAGACCACUCCAUAUCGUAUUGUCGUCCCCCCCGUUGCACCGAAAGUGAAAGGGGAGAGAGUUGCGGACUUUUCCCCUUGGACAGGUAAUCAUCCCGAGGAUACUCUGAACGACCAUACUGCGAAGCAAGGCCAUUAUGAUCGAACCCAGGUCUCGCAAAACGAAUCGAAUACGGCACGCCCGUCACUGUAUGCGCAGUUGAAGCAUCGCUCCGGCCUUCAGAUGCUCUCGUCUGUUUUUGCCGCUGCCCUCGAGAAGCGCCAAAGUCACAAUACUGUUACUGCUCCAUCGAGUUUCAAGCCGCCUCCCCGCGUCACCUUGACCGAUAACAAACGCGAGGCUUGGCUUCGGGACCUUGCGAAUCCGUCCGUCCCUUUGCGCAGGCUGAGUCGGACGAUCCCUCAUGGCGUCAGGGGCAAGGUUUUGCUCGAUCAAUGUUUGGGCAAAGGCAUUCCGGUUCCCCGGGCCAUAUGGCUGGCAAGGUGUGUCGGGGCCAACGAAAUUCGUGCCUUUAAGCGUAAAGGCACAAGUGGGGCGCUCGCAUUGGGCCUUGAGACGAAAUGGGUCCGCGACUGGACAUCAACUGUCCAACAGUUCCUCGAAAGCGUAAUCGGUACUUGUGGAACGCCGGAUUGGAAAUUGAAGAUGACAUAUGCGGUGAGCUUAACUUCUCGCUUGUUCUUCGAACGCUUGCUGGACCAUGACCAGUAUCUCGCGUGGUUCUUGCUGUCGUUAGAAGCCGCACCGAUUAAUACAGUACCUGUUUGGCUUCUGAUGCUCGGCAUAUACUGGAACAACAUCAUGCGGUACAGAAAACGUGGUCGACGAUUAGCUGAGGUGCUACUGGAGAAGUUGCGCCAGAUCAAGCAACCUGCACAGCCUACAGCCCUUGAGCCGUUGGUGGAUCGCUUAUCCCGCUGCGUAAGGAGAUUGGUGCUGGAACAUACAUCCUCUGUCAUACUACCGAAUUCUUGGGAGAAGUACAAAGACCUAGUUGCGUCAUGCUUGAAUUUGAACGAAACACCGGACAAAACGACACUCCAGAACCUUGCAGAGCGUAAUGCACGCGUCCAGCUGCCUAACAGUCAUCAAGAGACGGCUCAACGGUUGCCUCAGCAACAUGUCAUUCACUUGUUUGAUUCUAUACGCUCGGCACAUGACAUCUCCUCUACUUCUUCUACCUGCUUGGGUGCUGUCGAAGACAAAGCGUCUCUGGUCUCGAAGCUGCUUGAGUGGGCAUCAACUCCAUUCCGUCAUGGCUCUCGCCGUGUGUAUACCAGCGUUCGCCUGCUGCGGAAAUGGAAGAUGUCGGGGAUGGAUGUUGAAUCUCACAUUCUCGCCUUCCUUGCUGAUGUUCAUAUAACCAGCCGAGUGAAUAUGGACAAUGUUUAUCACAUUAUUGCUGAACUUGUCCGGUCUCAGACAUUCUCUGUCGGCAGGUACUUGCAAUGGCUGAUGGCCAAAGGGGUGGCGAACGAUCCUUCGCCCGGCCAACAACAGGCUAUAUCGGAUGACCUUUGCCUUCUCAUGCAACUUCCAUUGGCUCGCCUUCCGGAGUAUGUCCGUAAUCUCCGCAAUACGCUGUUAAGCCGCGCUGGGAUGCCCGCAUCACAGGAGGAGUCAAUCAUUGCCGCCGUCAAGGCGUCCAUUGCUCAACGACUACCCAAGAUCUUCGGUGCGCAGAUCAGCGAUGCGAUGCUGACUGACCUGUCAUUGCCGAGUUUGACAUGGGCAGUCAAAUCCGAGAUUGGCCUGUGGAUUCGUCGUGGAGUAUCUGGACACCACCGCGAUCCCAUCAGAAAAUACGCCCAUAUACCUAUGUUGGCUGAUUCCGGGGUUUCUGCCCUUACCCCUGUCGAGUUCUACAACAUUCGGGAUGUCCUGGAGAGCUUCGGGGAUAUCUCAAUGCUCGCCGAUGUGCUCAAGCAGGCCACGAAUUGUGAUGACGGCGUUGUUCUGGCCUCCGUUGCGGAUACUGUCAAUUACCAUUUCGACUCUUUGUGUGUUAUUGGUGCUGCAACCGAUCUCUUCAAGGGACUCGUUGAGUCCUAUGCUCGCCUUAAGAGAUUUGGGGCGCCCAGCCUAGACCUCAUCUUCUCGCUGAUUGAGUUGGGACUACGAAUGCCCAGUGAGUUCAACACUGUUGCUCUUCUGCGUCAGGAUCUGUCUCGGAUUGAAAAUAAGUCGGCUCUCGCUGCACCGUCUCCGCUUUCGGAUCAUAUACCCAUGGGGGGCUUUGGUGAAUUCGACUCCUCGUUCCAGGAAAAGUUGGACCAGAUCCUAUUCUCUGGAGGUGGUAUGGAUGAGGCUACUAUGGAUGCUAUAUUCAAUUCAUUGACUCGAGCGUUGGGAACUGAACAUAGUCCUGUCAAGCUGUCCGCGAAUGACAUCUGCAGGUAUAUGGCUUACUUGAGGUCCUUCCACCCUAAACGCUUCGAUGCAAGGCUGGUCCGGUGGGUGUGUGGGCUUUUGAAGUCACCAUCGCGAUCCGCAUUGGUCCGCAUCCUUCCUCCUUUGAUCGGGGUCGGAUGCGUUACCAUCCAUGCUUUUGUCGUGCUUGUAAAGAAGCUGUUGCAAAUGGAAAGGGUGGCUUCGGUAGUUCCCAAGGUCACCGACCUGCGGCUGGAUCUUCUUGAGCUCCUUAUUCCAAAGGGCCCGGGCCAGGGCCGAUACGCGGACAUGGUGACGUACCGCUACUAUCUAGCACAGCAAGAGUUCAUCGACAAGCAUCCCGAGGAAUGCCUCGAGAUCAUUCGGGAUGCUGUGCCGUUGGUUCAUACUAGACAUCCGGGGACUGCGUGCGUGACCAACCAGACGGACCUUGUAACUUGCGCCAUGAACUUGCUGCAGACAUUACUUACGCAGAAACCGGAACGCAUGGUACAAUGCUGCAUGCAGAAAUUCAUAGGCCAGGACCUGGCUGCCACGGCACUUUUACAGAAGGCGCUUGAUACCCUUCUCGGCUUCGAUUCACAAGACCCCCAGGCUAUGCCCGAAGCCGAACGAGUCAUUGGCAUGAACAAUGAUUUCUCGCUCCCCAUUUGUCAACUGAAGCUCCAGGUCCUGUUCAAUGCCGAAGCGGGAAAUAAAGUCGACAAUGGGAUUGUGGACGUGAUGUUCAAGGCCGCGAUGGCUGAUGCUCGCUCCAAGAGGUCCCACUGGUACGGCCUGGUCAGUCUGAUGAGCCAGGAUGCGGUGCGACAGAUCCGUGAGCGAGCCGAAAAGGGCUUCUUUUCCGUUCCUAUGCUCGAAGAGCCCAUCGGCGAUCCUACCGUCGCCGACACAUCGAACUCCAUUGAGACCGCCCGACUUUAUCUGACAGUUGUCGAAAAGCUGGCGCAUAGCAUUCCCGAAGCCGGUGCCCACACGAUUGCAUCCACCCUGGUUGAAAGAAUGGAGCUGCUGCUUCAAAAAUUCAUCACCAUGCAGCCCAAUGGGUCUGGUGCGGUUGACGCCAGCCAGACGGCUCAGGUGCGCUCGAAUUUCGAACGGAGCCUCGCAUUCUGGUUCUCGGCCUUACUCAGACUGGUUGUCAUCCACCGCGCAGCAUUCAAUAUCCCGGCAUUAGCACCCAGGCUGAACGGCCUGCAAGAGCAAGCCCGGAUCUUGAUAGCCAUCUUCUGCAUCUCUCUUGCACGCUUACCGGACCGUGUCAUUCGUCUCUAUCCGUCGGCCAAUUAUUUCCCUCAUCCGGUGCAGUCGGAAAACUAUCGGCCUUGUCCUGGAAUCCUGUUGCAGACCCAUGCCCUGGAUGUCGCAGCAGCACUGAUCGAUACGUUUCCAGACGAGGCACGGCAGCAGUGUGCCCGUUUUCUCCGAGAGAAAUGCCCCCCUUUUCUCCAGUUCCAGAAUGACUUCCGCUUUCUCUAUCUUCUCGGUCCCAUGCUGGACACAUCAUCCCCCCAUCCUCCCCAGCCUGUUUCUCUACCAUCGCCUGCUGCCGGUGGUUCGACUCCGACGCCAACUGCAAAUCUCGCCGGCGGGCCACCCAAUCCACAGCAGACCAUCUCCUCAACUCCUUCCGGACUCCCCGGUGGGUUAGCUGAAGGCGUCAAUUGCAUUGCCAGCCAUCUUCGCCUUCAAUACCGCGGCCGUGUCAUCGGCGCGUAUCCUGUGCGUCCUUGGGAACUCCUCGAAGACGCGGCUCCGAUCGUGGGGAUGAACGAUACGGCUGUGAGCCUGAAAUACUUCGACGCCCGACGCGUCCGGGCCUAGACAUGUCCUCGGCUCAUGUCUUGUUAACCCCCCGUAUAUAUUAUUUGCUGCGACCUGCUGCAAGCUGACAUAUUUGUGCUUUCCUCUGCUCGAUACCAUAGUUUUGCAUAUAUUUAUCUAUUGCUGCCCAAUGCUUGGUGGGUUUAACCCCAACCAGAUCUCCUCAUUCUCUUGGUUUCUUUCGUCGCCAUUUCAUCCACGAUCCUUCAUCCGCGGUAUCGAUCUCAACCAGCAAGGGUGCACUGGUUAUAGCCGUUCCUGGGUUUCUAUUUUGGAGGGCAUCCAAGGUUGUAUAUAUAUAGAGAGCCGGGCGUUUCAGCGGGUGGGCGGUCCAUAGCAUUUACGAUUGGUAUAAAUAUCUACAACAUAGCAUUGUUUUAUUGCAUGAGCGAAUGGAGGUGAUUUGUUUUGAAGAAUGGAAUUAGGGACU
Aspergillus sclerotioniger CBS 115572 is the source of this 5429-nucleotide messenger RNA. Its product is annotated as mediator of RNA polymerase II transcription subunit 12. Gene Ontology annotation, cellular component: mediator complex. The record is from RefSeq and is a predicted model, not a curated record. The coding region runs from base 236 to 4999 and encodes 1587 amino acids. Gene Ontology annotation, biological process: regulation of transcription by RNA polymerase II. Lineage: Eukaryota; Fungi; Ascomycota; Eurotiomycetes; Eurotiales; Aspergillaceae. The transcript is spliced from 9 exons. Gene Ontology annotation, molecular function: transcription coregulator activity.